Messenger RNA from Caenorhabditis remanei, 834 nucleotides. RefSeq lists its product as uncharacterized. Bases 1 to 834 code for a protein of 277 amino acids. NCBI's taxonomy places the organism in Eukaryota, Metazoa, Nematoda, Chromadorea, Rhabditida, Rhabditidae. The transcript has 7 exons. Gene Ontology annotation, cellular component: site of double-strand break; nucleolus; checkpoint clamp complex. The record is from RefSeq and is a predicted model, not a curated record. Gene Ontology annotation, biological process: mitotic DNA replication checkpoint signaling; mitotic intra-S DNA damage checkpoint signaling; double-strand break repair via homologous recombination.
AUGAAGUUCAGUUCUCUGUUACAGGACACGGCCGCCAUCGACGUUUUUAUCAAAAUUCUUACUGCCGCAAGUAGAUUGAGUAAGAAGAGAUGCUGUGUGAAAAUAGAAAAAGAAGCUCUCAAUUUCAUCAGCAGCUCUGGGCUUCAUGAUGGUGGUGCAUGGUUCAGUUUAUCUGUUCCUUUUUGUAGCCAGCUAUUUAGAAAAUUUGAUAUGGUAGGUAUGAAUCCACGUAACCCGGAACAGAAUCUAAUUUUCUUCGAGUUUGAUAUUGACAGUUUGGUGCGAAUCUUACCCGGCGGACAUUGUUAUUUGAAAUUAAAGCUCUCAAAAAGCCAGAAUGAUGAACCUAUUCUAGGUGUUGAAGUGAGAAAUCCAGAAGCAGAUAUUGUUUCUCAUCAAAUUCCAAUCACAAUCGUUUUAUCAAAGUAUUGGAAUACGUUCGCAAGACCCACGAUCGGACACCGAAAAAUGUCUAUCAGCAUGCCACCACCAAAAUCAAUUGCUCGAUUCAUUCAUGCAUUCAGAAAUAUGAACGCACGUGUUAUUAAAUUCACUGCAAGUAGCUCCGGUGACUUAAGAAUCUCAACUAAAAUUGACAAUGGGGAAAUUGAUGCAAGCUUCUCUGAUCUCCAAACAAACCCGUCUGAAAGUGAUAGUCAAGAAGAUACAGCUAACGUCCAAUUAAUGAUUCGAAAUAUUUCAACACUGUUUCAGAGUUUUGCAAACACCAAGUCUCGUGUCAAAAUGAAUAUCAUCUCAAAUCGAAUGGCCGAGUUCAACAUGCAUAAUGAGGAUUACCUUCUUUCUUUUAUUGUUGGAAAUGUUUCUGAUUAG